This is a messenger RNA of Ahaetulla prasina, 2067 nucleotides long. Its product is annotated as vomeronasal type-2 receptor 26-like. Gene Ontology annotation, molecular function: G protein-coupled receptor activity. NCBI's taxonomy places the organism in Eukaryota, Metazoa, Chordata, Lepidosauria, Squamata, Colubridae. The coding region runs from base 1 to 2067 and encodes 688 amino acids. Gene Ontology annotation, cellular component: membrane. The record is from RefSeq and is a predicted model, not a curated record. Gene Ontology annotation, biological process: G protein-coupled receptor signaling pathway. The transcript is spliced from 4 exons.
AUGUUCCCAAAUAUAGAUGGUCAAUAUAAGGGAAUUCUUUUAUUACUUCUGCAUUUUGGAUGGACAUGGAUUGGCAUCUUGUUUGCAAAAGAUGACAGCGGUGAGAAGUUCGUACAAAAUGUGGUUCCCAUGAUAGCCAAGAAGGGCAUCUGCUCAGCCUUCCUUGAAAUAUUUCCAGUCAUUGAUUAUUCCAAUAGCAUUGCUGAGCUGGUAGAAGUGGGACUUCAAAUGUACAUGGUGGUUAUGAAAAGCAGAGCUAACGUAAUAUUAGUUCAUGGUGAAAUUUACGGAAUUAUAGUUCUGAGACUUCUUUCCACUAAUUUGAAAAUUGAAGAUGCACCAUUAUGGAGAAAGGCUAAAAUCUGGGUCAUGACCGCUGAGAUGGAUUUCACGUCACUUCCCUUUCUGAGGAAGAGUGACCUAGUCUUCCUCCAUGGUGCUCUGUCUUUUGCAAUUCACACAGAGAAGGUGUUAGGGUUCCAGCAAUUUGUUCAGAUGAGGGACCCUACCUCGGAAAAAGGAGAUACUUUUAUCAAGCUCUUCUGGGAAAGUGCCUUUGAAUGUUCCUUCCCCAUCUCUGGAAUGGAGGAGGAAAAUGCAGUUCCCUGCACUGGAAAGGAGAAACUAGAAGCUCUUCCUACAUCUGUGUUUGAAAUGGACAUGACUGGCCACAGCUACAGCAUCUACAAUGCCAUCCAUGUGGUGGCACAUGCUUUCCAAGACUUCCAUUCAUCCAUGAUGGGAUACAGAGCUAGAGGACAUGAAGUCAAAUGGAAACAUCUGGAUCAAAAGUCGUGGAAGCUAAACCAAUUUAUGAGAGGGGUCUCAUUCAACAAUAGUGCAGGGCAAAAGGUUUCUUUCAACCAAAAUGGAGAAUUGGAGACUGGAUUUGAUAUUAUGAAUUGGAUCACAUUCCCCAAUCUAUCAUUUCUGAGGGUCAGAGUUGGAGGAAUGGAAAUCAUGGAUUCUCAGGAAGCAUUGUUCACCAUUGAUGCGGCUGAUAUUGUAUGGCCAAGGAGAUUUAACCAGGUCCAACCUCUGUCUUUGUGUAAUAAUCAGUGCCAUUUGGGUUAUGCUAGGAGCAAGAUAGAAGACAAACCCUUUUGCUGCUAUAAUUGUCUACAAUGUCCACAUGGGAAGAUUUCCAACCAAGAUGACAUGGAUGAUUGCUUUCAGUGUCCAGAAGAUCAUUAUGCAAAUGAGAACCACGAUUUGUGUCUUCCAAAGAUUGCAACAUUUUUGAUGUAUGAAGAAACUUUGGGGAUCAUUUUGGCCAGUUCUGCUCUUUUCUUUUGUUGGGUCACAAUUGGAAUCCUUUGGAUCUUUAUUAAGCAUCAGGACACUCCCAUAGUCAAAGCCAACAACCGGAAUAUCACCUAUGUUCUCCUUAUUGCUCUCCUCUUGUCUUUUCUUUGUUCAUUAUUAUUCCUCGGGAAACCUGACAAAGUGACAUGUCUCCUUCGUCAAACUGCCUUUGGGAUCAUCUUCUCUGUGGCCAUUUCUUGUGUCUUGGCCAAAACCAUCACUGUAGUUCUGGCUUUCAUGGCCACUAAGCCUGGGUCUAAGAUGACCAGAUGGGUGGGGAAAAGAUUGGCCAUGUCCAUUGUGUUGGGCUGCAGCUUAAUUCAAGGAAUUAUUUGCACUAUAUGGGUGACGACUUCCCCCCCAUUCCCAGAUGCUGACACAAAUUCAGGGGCAGAAGAAAUCUUUCUGCAGUGUAAUGAAGGCUCAGUCUUUAUGUUCUACUGUGUCUUGGGCUACAUGAGCUUCCUUGCCAUUAUUAGCUUUACAGUGGCUUUUCUAGCAAGAAAAUUGCCUGACGCUUUCAAUGAAGCCAAGUUUAUCACCUUUAGCAUGUUGGUCUUCUGCAGUGUGUGGUUGUCCUUUGUUCCAUCAUACCUGAGCACCAAGGGGAAAUAUAUGAUUGCUGUGGAGAUCUUCUCCAUUAUUGCUUCUAGUGUUGGGUUACUGACUUGUAUUUUUUCCCCUAAAUGCUAUAUCAUUGUUUUGAGGCCUUCCCUAAACAGCAAACAACAGCUAAGAAGACAAACCCAGAACAAUGCAUAA